Molecule: messenger RNA, 1526 nt
Organism: Dermatophagoides farinae (American house dust mite)
Lineage: Eukaryota; Metazoa; Arthropoda; Arachnida; Sarcoptiformes; Pyroglyphidae
Gene: PheRS-m
Product: Phenylalanyl-tRNA synthetase, mitochondrial
Biological process (GO): phenylalanyl-tRNA aminoacylation
Cellular component (GO): cytoplasm; mitochondrion
Molecular function (GO): tRNA binding; phenylalanine-tRNA ligase activity; ATP binding
Source: RefSeq, a predicted model, not a curated record
CAAAUUUUUCACCAUGCCGUGACCGGCAAUCCAAGAUUCUAAAUACAGACUUUGUCGAUAUUAAAAUAAAUUAUCAUCAUUAUCGAUAUGAAUCAAUCUGUCGUUCAAAUCAUCAAAAUUUGUAGCAAUUCUAGUCAACCAUUUCUGUAUCGGUCAACAGCCUAUUUAUUUCGACAAUCGAUUCGUUACAAAUUCAAGCGUUUUGGUGAUCGGCCCGUUGGUGAAUCAUUAAAAAUCUUGGAUCGCGAAUAUCGAACAGAUGAAUGGACUAAUAUACCAAACAAGGUGAUCGAUCUGAUUGAACGACCUGAUCCAUUGUACAAAACACUGGGCAAUCCAAUUUAUUUGAUAGCCGAAUCAUUACGUCAACAUUAUAAUGAUUUUGAAUGUUUUCAUUAUCCUGAUCCAGUUGUGACCACUUGGCAAAAUUUCGAUUCUAUUCUCGUGCCUAGCAAUCAUGUAUCGCGAUCGAAAGCAGAUACAUUCUAUGUUGAUAGACAACACGUUCUUCGUUCUCAUACUUCGGCUCACCAAAGUGAAUGUUUCAAACAUCUGAAAAAUGUAGCAAAUCAAGCAUCAUAUGAUCCGAAAUUCAUGAUAAUUGGCGAUGUUUAUCGACGAGAUGAAGUGAAUCGUACUCAUCAUGCUGCUUUUCAUCAGGCAGAAAUUGUUCAACUCUAUUCCGAACAACAUUGCCGGAUGACAACCAGUUUAUUUGAUGAAUCAAACAAAAAUCGAACCAAUUAUUGUCAAGAACGACAUAAUUUGGAUGCCAUUCGAAUUGUGGAAAAUGAGCUGAAAUCUCAAGUUGAAUCUUAUAUACAUCUAUUGUUCGAUUCUAAAGAUGGUGAUCCAAUACAAAUGCGUUGGAUACCUGCUUAUUUUCCAUUCACUCACCCAAGCUGGGAGCUUGAAAUUCAACUACCUCGCAAAAAUUUCACCGAUGGUGAUAAUGAAGAUCUAGAUAAUUCGGAAUGGUUAGAAAUGCUUGGUUGUGGUAUAGUCGAACAAAGCAUACUUGAUCGUGAUGGUCAUUCAAAUCGAAUCGGUUGGGCCUUAGGAUUCGGUCUUGAACGGUUAGCAAUGCUAUAUUAUUCCAUACCAGAUAUUCGUCUAUUCUGGACACGAGAUACCGGUUUUUCUGUCCAAUUUGACCGAUUAAAGCCUUUCGAACGAUAUCAAUAUCAAACUAUAUCGACGUAUCCACAGAAAAUUUUUGACAUUUCAUUCUGGCUUCCAUUAGAAUGUGUUGAAUGGUCAGCCAAUGAUGUUCAUGCUAUUAUAUUAGAAAUAGGAGGCCAUCUAGUCGAACAAGCACACCUAAUGGAUGAAUGGAUUAGACCGAAAGAUGGCCGUAGAUCCAAUUGUUAUCGGAUUGUAUAUCGUAGCCAUGAACGUGCCUUAACUAACGAUGAAGUAAAUCUUAUACAUCAUCGAAUCGAAGAAACAUUGGUAAAAGAAUUGAAUGUCGAAAUACGUUGAUAUAUUCUUUAUUUUUUUUAAAUUUUAUUUUAAUUAAAAUAACA